This is a messenger RNA of Candidozyma duobushaemuli, 888 nucleotides long. RefSeq lists its product as uncharacterized. Lineage: Eukaryota; Fungi; Ascomycota; Pichiomycetes; Serinales; Metschnikowiaceae. The transcript has a single exon. Bases 1 to 888 code for a protein of 295 amino acids. The record is from RefSeq and is a predicted model, not a curated record.
AUGACUAAGAACAAUGAUGGUGAGGUGGUGCCGUUCAGUUUGGGCAAUAAGUGGAAAGAUGGCUCUUUGCGUACGGACAUCCCCAUCAAUGCCCUCAACACGUAUUACAACGUGAACUUCUCCAUUGUCUCACAAGUCAACCCCCACAUUUCCUUAUUCUUCUUUGCACCAAAAGGAACUGUUGGACGCCCUGUUGCCCUGCCAAGACGGAAGACCAAAAAUCAGAGGUUUGCAUCGCUUAGAGGUGGUUUUAUUGCUACAGCGCUAGAACAGCUUUUCAAACUUGAAAUCAAAAAAUGGCUUGAAAUUGUCAAGACCCUCGAUCUCCUCCCUAUGUGGCGUGAGCAAGACUGGCUGAAUGUGUGGCUUCAGCGCUUCACAGGUUCUAUAACUAUAUGGCCCCGCAACAAGCUCAAGGAUUACUGGUACAUUCUUCUGGAUCCUUCCGAGGCCCAGAUGGAAGAGUACUUGCUCAAGGGCGAGCGCAGUAUGUGGCCUCGUCUUCUCUUUGUUAAGCAUAGACUUGGUAUUGAGCGUGCUAUCGAGAGAGGCAAGAAGCGCUCUAAUUCUGAGAAGACCCUUGAUGCCACGCAGCUCUCCCCAACAAGCUCCAAUGCGGUCCAGUCAGACGACUUCUCUGAAGGACCCGCUAAGGACCUUCUUUCUAGAGCUAACCUCAACAAGAGUGAUGUGGAGUCCACAGACGAUGAAAUUAGGCGCAACUUCGCCUCGCCUUUUGAUAUAAAGUAUGGUCGUGACGAUGACGAUGAUGAUGACGAGGAUCUGUACACGGACGAUUUAGAGUAUCUGUCUGACGAAGAUCCAGAAGUACAGCCGAGGAAGAGGAAGCCCAAUGGAACAAAAAUACGCAGAAGCACUACCGCUUAA